GUGCGCAUGAGACCACACACGUGGUCUCCUGCUCAACCCCGACCAUUUUCCCCGUGCCCGCAUGUCGUCAUAUCGUUGCCCGCCAUUAUGGUAUUACAAACACAAUCGUAUUCUAUAAUAAUAUACAAUCCACAGUCCAUGCUCGUCGAGACGCCAUCCAGACCAGUCUCCUGUUUUCUCUUAGAUAUCAUUCUUUCUAAAAUCAGUAUGAACGAAUUUUGUAUACUAUCAUCCGUAUGAUCCCCGACGCACUCUCCGUACGUGGCUUGAUUAUAAUUAUUUUAAUUUUUUUACUGGCUAUGUAGUUGAAAGCGCGGUUAAGGACCCAAUGCCUAUUACCAAAAAAUAAAUUAUUUUUUUAUAGAAAUUUAAAACAAUAAUGAAUGGUAACCGAAUGAAACAAAUAAAUUAUUGUACUUUAAUUAUCCUACAAUUACUGUGGUUUUUAUCUCCUCAAGUACUGAGCUUAUUAAAAUCAAAAAAUAAAUUGCAAUACUGCGAAAAAACGCAGUCAAGAUGUAUGGAAAUGAAUCAUUCGAUAUUAUGUUUAGGUGUGAAAUUACCUUACACUUCCAUUUCUACAGAUCUUGUUUUAGAUGCUGAUACUCUUGAAGAAGCCCAAGAGAGGUUGCACAAUUGGCAAGGACUCAAAAAAGUUCCAAAAUGUUGGGCAGCUAUCCAACCACUUUUGUGUGCACUAUACAUGCCUCAUUGUGAAAAUAACAGUUUAUAUUUACCACCACAGGAAAUGUGCAAACUUAUUGAAAAUCACUGUCAAAUAUUGAAAAUUGAAAAUUCUUGGCCAGUGGAAUUUAAUUGUGAAAAUGAGACAAUCUAUCCUCCAAAACCAUGCAAAAAUGAUUUGCAUGAUUUAAAAUUCAACUCAAGUGGUGGUCAUUGUGAGUCGCCACUUGUGCAAACUUAUAGACCUGAAGUAUACCAUUAUCCUAAUUUUGAAGGCUGUGAUCUUCAAUGUUAUGAUCCUUUGUUUUCAAUGGAUGAACAUCGACAAAUACAUAAUCUAAUUGCUUGGACUGCUACAAUAACUGCUUUUUGCAAUAUAUUUGCUAUUCUGACUUUCACAAUUGAAUGGCAAUCCUUAAAUCGAUAUCCUAAUAUUGUAAUACUCUACAUAAAUAUAUGUUUUUUGUUCAUAUGUUUUGGAUGGUUAUCUCAGUUUUGGUCUGGAGCAAGAGAUGAUAUUGUUUGUAGGAAAAAUGGAGCUAGAAAAAUUUCAGAACCUAGCGAUGAAGAUCUUUCAUGUGUUAUAAACUUUGUUUUCUCGUACUACUUCUUGAUUGCUGCGUUUAUUUGGUUUGUUAUAUUUACUUACUCCCUGCAUACAACAUUUCAAUCAUUUGGAAAAAUUCAAGAUAAAGUUGAUAAAAAAGGAGGCUAUUUCCAUUUAUUAGCAUGGUCUAUACCAUUAGUAUUUUGUGUGAUCGUUAUGGUACUUGGAGAGAUUGAUGGUGACAGUGUAACUGGUACUUGUUUUGUUGGUAUCAAUAAUAAAAUAUAUAGAAUUGUAUUUGUUAUUAUACCAGUAUUUAUAUCUGUUGUUAUUGGACUAUUUUACUUGAUUCGUGUAUUGUUUGGACUUUUGGCUUUAAAGAAAGAAAGUACACAAGUUAUUUCUAAACAAGCCAAAUCUAAGAUUCAUUCUGCAGCCAUUAAAGUGAUAUUGUUCAUGAUAUUAACCAUUGUAUUUGUUUCAUCAAUGUUCAUAUGUUAUAUAAAUGAAUACUAUUAUGAUAAUUUAUGGAAAGAUAGUCUAAGAAAAUAUAUUGUUUGCAAACUUAGUAUUAUACCAGAUACUGAUGUAGGGAGUUGUCAUAUUGAAUUCAGACCAAGUGUAUCAAAAAAACAACUAUCUAUAUUAGUUUUAUUUGGAAAUGGAAUUCUAAUGUCGUUUUGGGUAUGGACAAAUCAAAUUGGGAAUGCAUGGUGUGAAUGUUUAAUUCGUUGGUUAAAGAAAUGGAGGGGUCAUGAACAAAGAAAUGAAGACUCUUCUAAGUAUAAUAAACAUAAAUUGAUUGCUAGUGCUUUUGCAAAGAGACAUCAACUUAAUAGUGAUGAUUUUACUGUUACAUUUUCAAAAGAAGAUCCCUUUGGUCUAGUAUUUGGAUUAAACAGUAAUCUAACAGACAAUAUAAGUUCUACUUGGGCAGCAGCAUUACCUAAGUUUAUACGAAGGCGUGGAGCUUUAACUGGUGAAGAACAACUUUCAUUAUCAUCUUCAUACAUGCAUUCAGAUUCUGAAAUUAGUUACAGUAUGAGUUACAGUAAAGUUUCUGUAGAAUCUCGUAGUCAUUCAUGCGAUUCUACCAUCUCGGUAAAAGCAUUUGAAAUGACUCGUAAAGUAAGACGAUUUUCUAAACAUACUAAAAAAAAACAUAAAAGUAAUACAUUGGUGUGCAAACUACCAGCCUCUCAAAAAGGUAGUGUUACUUCACAAGAUAUAAGUGGACAACUAGGUCAGUCAUUCCCUGAAGAUCAAAAUGUGUUUUCACAAUCAGAUUCAUUGUCACAAAUAGCUCCAAUUCCUAGCUUUAAAAGAAGAGAAGCAUCAGCAGGUUUUGACAAUAAACUUGAAGAUCAAAUGAAAUAUUUUGAACCUUAUUCAAUAACAUCUUUAAAUAUAGUGAGCGGUAGAGUACAAUAUACAAGAAGUGUGAGCAAUAGUGAACUAUCUGAACACUUGGUGCUGGAAGAUUUUUCAAAAUAUGAUAAAAAAAAAGGCGUGUAUACAUCUCUUGCUAUUAUGGAUACAGAUAGUGAGGAAGAAAAACUUUCUGAUACAGAUUAAACUUUUGAGUUAUAUUUUAUCAAUUUUUGCUAAGAAUAAUGAAAGUUCCUAAAACUGGAGACUAUUUUAUGUUGUUCAAACAACGUGCUCAAUAAUUGUAUUACAUUUAUAUUUUAAAAAUAAUUAACAGCAUUAUUUAAGUGAGUCUCCUAGAUCUCUGAUAUCAGUGAUGAUGUUAAUGUUAUU
Sipha flava (yellow sugarcane aphid) is the source of this 2992-nucleotide messenger RNA. It is a transcript of the gene smo, whose product is annotated as protein smoothened. Gene Ontology annotation, molecular function: patched binding; transmembrane signaling receptor activity. Gene Ontology annotation, biological process: commissural neuron axon guidance; positive regulation of smoothened signaling pathway; central nervous system development. Lineage: Eukaryota; Metazoa; Arthropoda; Insecta; Hemiptera; Aphididae. The transcript has 12 exons. Gene Ontology annotation, cellular component: plasma membrane; cilium; dendrite. The record is from RefSeq and is a predicted model, not a curated record. Bases 380 to 2806 code for a protein of 808 amino acids.